GUGCAACGGCGAUCAGAACGUUGUUCGUAUAUAUUUACCAAAUUGUUAUUAAACUUCUUUUCGCGUAUAAUACCAGAUAUGUAAAAGUUAGUUGCUUUGUUUGAACGUGACAAAAAUUGGAUGCACAAGUGAUAUUAUAACGUUUCACUUCGACAAACCGCAUCCCCUGACAGCAGCGGCUUCGGAAAACAUCGACUGUGGCAGUUUGUUGAAAAGUUACAUGUGCUGCUAUUACCAUCACAACCAUCCACAGCCAGCAACAACGACUCCCGCGGCAAUAGAAGAUCUGCCACCGUUCACUGGAACCGCGCAUCCCGAAACCACAUGCGGCAGUUUCCCAUAUCUAUCCCGCAACGAGCUGCAUAGUAGAACCCAGUGCAAUUUGUACCGAAUAGGAAGUAACUCGUUAUUAAAACUAUAAGAACGGGAUUGCUGUUGCGCUAAAUAUCCAUCAGGAGUCUCCGGUUACAGCACAAAUUCGCGGUAGGCGAAAGAAGAGAAUAGCGAAAUUUUACUGCAGGUUGCUAAAUACGAUACAUUUGCGAUGAACACCAAAUAUGCCGGAGCAACGAUGCUCAAAUGCUACUUAUUUGCACUGAUGCUCGUAUCAAUCAAUGCCGAGGAGAAAUGGUCCUGGUCGAAGAACGGUGAAGCCAGUGGCAAUCGCAACCCCGGCAACGGGAAUAUCGGCAAGCUGAAUGUAAGAAGUGACGUUAUUGAGUUUCAGGAACCGAAACGAUUCAAUGACGGCGCUAAAGACUUCAGGCAGGGGCGAUAUGAAGUGAAAGAAUCUGCCACUCGGAAGCCAAAUCCGGGCAGACCACUCAGCGAUGAAUUUUCAGGUGAAGUGUCUGGCAAUAAACCGAGCGAUUAUGGAUUGAAUCAGCGUUUCGGAGGACUGAAUAAUGGUCAAUACCCAAUUAAUCCGUAUGGAAUAAACCCCGGAUUUGGCAGCGGUGGUCCGUACUUUGGCGGUGGAGGAGGCAUCGGUUACUCUAAUCAAGGGUUUGGAGGAGGCUAUGGAGGAAAUUUCGGUGGUGCCAACGGAAUUCUUGUUGGACCCGAAGGACCAACCGGAAUAAUUGGUCGACCCAACAAAGGUUACGGUGGCUACCCAGGAGGUGGCUACCCAACUGGUGGCUUUGGGCCAUACGGAAACAACUUCGGUGGUGGAUUCGGGAACCAUGGCGGGUUUGGGAAUCAAGGCGGAUUCGGCCGACCGGGAGGGUAUUACCCUCAGGCAGGUGGAUAUCCAGGUGGUGGUUAUUACGGUGGACAGGGUUCUUAUGGUCCCGGUCAAUUUGGAGCAGGUCAGUUUGGAGGAGGUCACUUUGGUACGGGACAAUUUGGACCAGGACAAUUUGGACCCAGCCAGUUCGGAUCAGGUCCAGUUGGUGGGCUGGGCCAAAUCGGUGGUUUUGGAGGAGGUCCAUUUGGACCGCAAUUCGAUCAGGCCAAACAAUCCACGAAAAAAAUCGAAAAGAAAUCUGUUUAAGUUUUAUGAGCUGUGUUAUUUUGUGAUAUAAACUAUGUUGAAUUAAAUAAAUA
Messenger RNA from Topomyia yanbarensis, 1548 nucleotides. RefSeq lists its product as uncharacterized. NCBI's taxonomy places the organism in Eukaryota, Metazoa, Arthropoda, Insecta, Diptera, Culicidae. The coding region runs from base 545 to 1495 and encodes 316 amino acids. The record is from RefSeq and is a predicted model, not a curated record. The transcript has 5 exons.